AUGAUAGUUGAAGGUGAUUUACCUGCAAGAACAAUGGACCAACCCAAAAUCUCAAUCAAGGAGAGCUCACAAAAAGAAAAGCAGAUUGUGGAAUCUUCUAUUAAACAUGGGUUUUUUGAGACUGCUGCUUUGGCAGCCAUUGAUUUGCACUCUCCAUCACCACAACCUCCAAAGCCAAAGUUCUUAAGCCUUAGUCUUCCAAAUUCAGCAAGCUCGUCACCUUUGUUCACUUCAACUCUGAUGAGGAAGAAAUCCAAAGGUGGGGGGAGUAUAGAAUCACCAAGCCAUGCUAGUAACUUGAUGCUCAAGCAUCAAGAUCUACUCCAAAAAAUACACUUGAGGAGCAAGUCAUUUGCCGAAGGAAGAGCCUUUGCACUCUCUGAUGAAUUUGAUGUCUGGUUGGCCAAAUCAAGCGUAGUGGAACGUAACAUUUAUCAUGAUAGCUUCUCCAAAACUGAAGAAGCUAUCAAAGAAAGUCAUGUGAAUUGCAAUGACAUUGAAACACUUGAAGAUGAGGGGUUUAAAUGCAGUGCUCUUUGCCUUUAUCUGCCAGGCUUUGCAAAAGCUAAGCCAGUUAAAGCAAGAAAGGAAGGAUUAGAAGUGGAAGCUGUAAUAUCUAGGACAGUUUCUUUGGAAAAGUUUGAAUGUGGUAGUUGGUCUUCUUCAGUACUAUUCCAUGAGAUUGAAGGAGGAGACCCCAUGAAUUCCUUCUUUGAUCUGCCAAUGGAAUUGAUCAAAUGCAGUGCCAAUGAUGUACAUGCACCUGUUACGUCAGCUUUUGUCUUUGAGAAGGACCUUAAAGGGGUUCUCAAGAAUGGUUCCUCUAGAGCUUGUGCUAGAAAAUCAGAUACUUCACCUCACCGUGUUCGGUUUUCUACAUCAUCUUCUACAUCCCACCCUAGUUUAAGAAAAACCAGAGAGGAUUUUAACGCCUUCUUAGAAGCACAAAGUGCAUGA
This is a messenger RNA of Gastrolobium bilobum, 957 nucleotides long. RefSeq lists its product as uncharacterized. Gene Ontology annotation, cellular component: chloroplast thylakoid membrane. The transcript has a single exon. Bases 1 to 957 code for a protein of 318 amino acids. Gene Ontology annotation, biological process: photosystem I assembly; response to photooxidative stress. The record is from RefSeq and is a predicted model, not a curated record. Lineage: Eukaryota; Viridiplantae; Streptophyta; Magnoliopsida; Fabales; Fabaceae.